CUGAAAAACAGAGGAAAUUUUUUGAAAAGGACCAUUCCCCAAUUCACAUUAAAGAAAACAGAGUCAUCACAGUAGGCGGCAGCUUUAAAUCAACGCAACUUCUAGAAAAACUCAUCAAUUUAUCUUCCAUUUUUUCACAGAUCUUGAAUCAAACUUAGCAGCAGGGAAGUAGAAGAAGAAGAAGAUGUCGUGGCAAACGUAUGUUGAUGAUCAUUUGAUGUGUGAGAUUGAAGGUAAUUAUCUCACUUCUGCUGCUAUCAUCGGCCAUGAUGGUUCCGUUUGGGCUCAAUCUGCUAAUUUUCCUCAGUUUAACCCAGAAGAAAUAACAGCCAUAAUGAAUGACUUUGCUGAACCUGGUACACUUGCUCCAACUGGUUUAUAUCUUGGGGGAACAAAGUAUAUGGUGAUUCAAGGGGAGGCAGGAGCUGUUAUACGAGGCAAGAAGGGUGCUGGUGGUAUCACCAUUAAGAAGACUAACCAGGCUUUGAUCAUUGGAAUAUAUGACGAGCCGAUGACUCCUGGCCAGUGUAAUAUGAUUGUUGAAAGGCUGGGUGACUAUCUCAUCGAACAGGGUCUCUAGUCAUGUUGUGUAUUAAUAUCCUACAUAAUUGAGGCCAUGAAGAAGUGUGUUGUGCUCUGUAAGGGGGAGAAUUGCAAUCUCUUGUGUGUAUCAACUAUGUUGUCAUUGUAACAUUUUUCUUUGUGUUUCCUUGUGAGCUUGUCAUUGACCUAUUGGUUGGUUAUAUAUAAUGGAAUGUGCUUAUAGUUGGAUA
Molecule: messenger RNA, 773 nt
Organism: Solanum stenotomum
Lineage: Eukaryota; Viridiplantae; Streptophyta; Magnoliopsida; Solanales; Solanaceae
Product: profilin
Exons: 4
Coding region: 185-580 (131 amino acids)
Cellular component (GO): cell cortex
Molecular function (GO): actin monomer binding
Source: RefSeq, a predicted model, not a curated record